Molecule: messenger RNA, 987 nt
Organism: Quercus robur (English oak)
Lineage: Eukaryota; Viridiplantae; Streptophyta; Magnoliopsida; Fagales; Fagaceae
Product: receptor-like protein Cf-9 homolog
Exons: 2
Coding region: 1-987 (328 amino acids)
Molecular function (GO): protein binding
Source: RefSeq, a predicted model, not a curated record
AUGUGCAAGCAAGGUACUAUGCGCUAUCUUCUCAUGCUUCAGAACAAUCUCACCUGUGAAAUUCCAGCUAGUUACGCCAACUGUUCAACUCUACGUUUUUUCAAAGUCAACAAUAACUCCCUUUCAGGUAUCGUUCCCGCUGGAAUCUGGGGAUUACCAAAUGUAUACACAAUUGAUAUCGCAUUGAAUUAUAUUGAAGGCCCAAUUGCGUCCGAUAUAAAAAAUGCCAAGAGUCUUGCACAAUUAUUUGCGGCAAACAAUCGCUUAUCUGGUGAAUUACCUGCAGAGAUUUCAGAAGCCACACUGAUUGUGGAGAUCCCAUAUCUGAUUUGUAACUUAUGUUUACUUCAAAUCUUGGAUGUCUCUAAUAAUAGUUUGAGUGGUAAGAUCCCAAAAUGUUUGGGAAAUUUCAGUGAUAAUCUUCAGGUGAUGGAUUUUAGAAUGAAUAACUUCUACGGCACCAUCAUUGAUACAUUUGCAAAGGGUAAUCAGUUGAGAACUCUUGUCUUUAAUGAUAAUCAUUUAGAAGGGUUGUUACCAAAAUCUUUGGUCAAUUGUACAAAUUUGGAAGUUCUUGACCUUGGAAAUAACAACAUAAAUGAUCUUUUUCCCCAUUGGUUGGAAGCACUUACCACUCUACGAGUUCUUGUCUUGAAAUCCAAUAGAUUCUAUGGUCCUAUAGGAAAUCAUAACAUUAGUGGGAUAUUUGUCCCUAAGCUACGAAUUCUUGACCUCUCACAAAAUGAGUUUAAUGGUCUUUUACCAAGAAAUUAUUUUGAAAACUUGAAUGCCAUGAUGAUUGACGAAGAAGGUAACCAUGAACCAAUGUAUUUGGGUAAAAGUUCUUAUUAUCAUGAUUCUGUGGUGGUGACCGUGAAAGGGAAACGGUUGGAGAUUAAACUGCAAAGAAUUCUAUCUUCACAACAAUUGAUUUUUCAAGUAAUAAAUUCGAAGGAGAGAUUCCAGAAGCACUUGGAAGGCUUAUAA